Molecule: messenger RNA, 1260 nt
Organism: Leptosia nina
Lineage: Eukaryota; Metazoa; Arthropoda; Insecta; Lepidoptera; Pieridae
Source: the annotation of a GenBank genome assembly
AUGAGUCCUAUAGCCAAGAAUAAAAUAAAAUUUAAAAAGCACUUCAUCAGUUUAUGUCGCCUGAGCGGUGUUGCGCUCGGAUGCCUGUGCCUGUCUCGACUUUUGCAAGAGCGCGCUUCCACAGACCAAGAUACGACUUUGGACCCCUAUCUUAUUCAAAAUAGGAAUCGCCUCGACGUUAACUCACUACGCGCCAAACUAGUGGCUCACAAUAAAGAGCCGACAGUUUUAAACGCUGAAUUGUUUGGCGACAGGCUGCGAGACUCAUACUCGCCUGUCGUGGUGAUUCAGGUGCAAGGCGACUCGCCGCGGCUGAAACUGCUACUGUCUUCACUGUCGCGCGUGCGAGACAUUGAUACCGCAUUGCUAAUAUUCUCAUUCGCCUAUCAGGACGACAGCCUCGACCGCCUCGUCGGAGCCAUUCGCUUCUGUAGAGUGGUGCAGAUAUACUUCCCCCACUCGCUCCAGCUCCAUCCUCACAGGUUUCCCGGUCUUGAAGCGGCGGACUACAAUGCGUCGGGCGAACCGUGCCGACCACGGGAUGUGCGACUCAUAGAGAAAAAGCAGCACUGGUGGUGGAAGGCGAACUUUGUAUUUGAAAGAAUGGCGCACCUUGUCGAGGCCGACAGCGCGGUCGUCUUUCUGGAGGAGGCGAAUUACGUAGUUCCAGACUUCAUACACAUGCUUCGCUUCCUACACAAGUCUCGCGUUUAUUUUCCCCACGUAGAAAUGCUAUCGUUUGGAAACCCGUUCCUUAAGGGCUCAAGCGACGAUCUGUUGAUCGUGGAGCCGUGGGGCCCACCCUUUCAUCUAGGGGUCUCUUUUAACGCGACCACGUGGAAAAAGAUCAGGUCGCAUUCGGGCGAGUACUGCACGUACGACGACUACAAUUGGAAUUACUCACUUCUGAAGUUGUUCGAGAGCUUUGCAGGUGGACACGUCGACACGGUCGCCUGCCUUACGCCGCGCGUCAUCUCAACCGAAGAGAUCGACGAGAAGGAUUUAAGAAACCGGAUCGACCGAUUUCUCACCGCUCAUACGUGGUUUCCAGCGGCGGUGAAGGGCGUCUUCGUUUUCGGUCCAAAAGGUCGCAUCGAAGCGAGGGCAAAGGCACCCGUCCUGGGCGUAGGCGGCUGGAGCGAUCUGCGUGACCAACUCUUGUGCCUCGAUGUGCUCGCGGUCACCACCACAGAGGAGCAGCGUUAUUACGAUCCUGACUACGUCCUUACCUCGUUGGAAAAUAACUCCUCCGCGCACUAA